This is a messenger RNA of Cottoperca gobio, 2434 nucleotides long. It is a transcript of the gene ccdc117, whose product is annotated as coiled-coil domain containing 117. The transcript is spliced from 5 exons. The record is from RefSeq and is a predicted model, not a curated record. Lineage: Eukaryota; Metazoa; Chordata; Actinopteri; Perciformes; Bovichtidae. The coding region runs from base 832 to 1683 and encodes 283 amino acids.
UCCGGUCAGUAACGUUACCUGUGUCGGACUCGGGUUGAUUUGAACUAAUGCUAGUUAACGUAGGGAGCUACAACGGAUGCUAAUGCUUUAACAAAAACGUCACUUUGUUAACGUUGCUUGUGUCCCACCGACUGCUUAACACAAACUUUGUAGUAUGUUGUUUGUCCUCAGUAACUACAAUUCCCACAAUUCACGUAACGUAACGUAACGUAACACACGCUCUUUCUGGAACCUUGACGACUCUUCUGGCGUAACUUACUUUUUCAGAAUAGCUAGCUAACGUCAGUUUGACCCAGCCUACCAUUCAAGCAGUUCACGCCACAGGGACCUUUUAUGUGGGGGCUAUUUCUGCUUCAAUGUGGUAUCAAUAUUGAGUUAGUAAGACUUUAAGCAUGUGAAGCCUGUUGCUGUGUGCUAAUGGCAUUAUCUCAAAGGAAAACGUUGUGAACUGACGGACGAUAGCGAAACAUCAACAACAAAAACACGAAGGGGCAGUGCAUCUGCACAGGUCGGUCUACAAAAGCUACAACUAACGUUACAUGUCUGGUUUAGUUAUUCAAAGUUGUUAUUCAGCGCAGGGAUAAAUCUGUCAUUGUGUAUUGUCGUGUCACGUUAUAAUAAUAGACAGUUUUACCCGUAACGCUAUACUAAGAAUACAGUGGCGUGGUAGCUAGCGAGAUAAUCAGCCAGCUGUCCUCGUGUAAACAGAUUUAUAACUUGUACGUCGUGGAGGUUUAAGAAAAUGGCUUUAACGGUUUAUCUGAUCGGUAUCACUACUUUAUAGUUAUCUAUCCGUGUGUCUCUUCAAAUCAUUUCACCGGCUGGACCACCAUGCAUCAUCCUGCUCCCACAAGCAGUGAACUGGGGUUUCUGCCAGCCAUGUAUUCAUUUUCAGGCCCCACAAGCCUUCCUGAAUUUGACCUCGGAUCUCCAAGUACGUCCCGCCAUCUACAGAGAGCAACUCUCUCCAACAACUGGGAGACAAGAUGCCUCAGGAAGCACAGGAGGAGAAUUGAUGAUGAGGGAUGCAGUGCCAAAAGGAGGAGGUUAAUGUUCGGGGCAGAAGUGGAUGUUUCAGAAAACUCAAACACGAGCACUCAUGACUGGCCAACAGCAAAUAGCUGCUCUCCUCUGCCUGCACAGAGAGCCAGCUCUGACCUUCCACAGCGCUGCCCAGAAUCUCCGAACUCGACUUUGCCACAGCCCUCCGCCGCUCUGCCCCGACCUGAGCCAGAGAGCUCCUGCAUGGAGAUAGAGGCAGCUCAGAGGAAACUUCAGGAGAUCGAAGACAGAAUAACGCUGGAGGAUGACGAUGAGGAUGAAGAUCUUGAUGUAGAGCCAGCCCCGAGACGGCCAGUGUUGGUGAUCUCUGACAGUUUGAAGGAGGGUCUACAGCGCGGCAUCAGUGACAUCCUGCCGCACACAGUAGCCCAGUCUGUGAGCCAUUCCUGCAUGGAGUUGGUGUUGUGGCGGCCACCAGACGAUCCCUUCUGUCGGAAGCAGAAGGGUUCAUUACAGAAACAGCGUAAACAACAGACAGUAUCUCGGCAACCUCCGACUCGGUGUCCAUCUCCCACCCCUCACGGUCCCCUCAGCCCCUCUAGUCCACCUGCAGACACACACUCUUCUCCAUACAGCUUUCCUGUAGCCCAUAGCUCUGGAGAGGAGGACAUGGAAAUGUAAUGGUGCUUGAUAAUUGAAAAGCAUGCCAAAGUAAAAGACUUGAAACAAAAGACUAUAAAGGACUCGGAACCACUUGAAAUUGGUCAGUUUGGCAAGGCCUGUUGGCUUUACAUAAAUAUUGUGCUGUUUGUGCAACACGUUUUGGUUUACAGUCACUCAGUUUAGGGUUGUUUUUUUUAGAAUCCCAUACAACUAUAUUUAAAAUGUAACAAUAAAGCUGACAUAAUCUAGUUGUAUUUAUUUAAUUCUCCGAGACAACUGUCAUGAUCUCAAGACUUUGACAAGUUCUAUUUGCAGCCUUACGUUACCGAUUUUAUAUAGCUUACAGAAUGAACUUUUGCCCUCAGAUAUGAGAUCAGUUGUACAGCAUUUUGCCAAAGCCUGACCAACACCGAUGUACUGUACAUAACUUUGAUCUUUGUUAAACAUUAGUGUGCAGCACUUGCAUUUUGUACAGUUUUUAUGUUCUUCAGGGCAUUAACAGGACACUAAAUAUUGUUCCUGUGCGUUCACCUUUGCUCACAGUAUGACUUCCUGCUUGACUCCCGUUGUGGUAGAAAGAUUAUCUUCCUAUAGUGUUUAGUAAGUACGCCAUCUGUGAGCUUUGAGAAAUUUGUAAAGAAGUUAUGGAAAUGCUCCUUUUUAUAUAAUUUGAUUGUAUUUUCAUAUAUAUAUACACAACCAGAAUUGCAACCAGCCAUGGAGUGUUAUGAUCUCAUGUUUUUAAAUAAACUCUUUCAUUGUCCAGAGA